Messenger RNA from Anopheles merus, 2021 nucleotides. RefSeq lists its product as uncharacterized. Bases 1440 to 1949 code for a protein of 169 amino acids. Gene Ontology annotation, cellular component: non-motile cilium; centriole. The transcript has 3 exons. The record is from RefSeq and is a predicted model, not a curated record. Gene Ontology annotation, biological process: cilium assembly. NCBI's taxonomy places the organism in Eukaryota, Metazoa, Arthropoda, Insecta, Diptera, Culicidae.
GGGCGGGCUUCGGCAAACUUCGGCCGUAUCGGCAUGCGCCGAGUAUAGGCGGAGUCAACGCCAAUCUGCCAGAUCUGCUGUGCUGUUCUGAGAAGUAGUAGCGCAAUAGGUGGCGCUUCUUUCGGUGUACUUAUUUUUUCAUGCUUCUUGUUCUUCUUCGGCUUGCUCGGUGCUAAACAUACGCCGCUAAACUUCCUUUGCAAUUUUCAAAGCUCAAAUAAAAGUGCAUACAAUAUCGUCUUGCACACGCGGCUCGUGCGGAAUGUGCGCGACAAAAACGCGAUCGUCUCUAUACAUAAGCAGUCACUACGAAGCCAUCGGCACACUAUUGCACUUAUUGCGCGAAAGUUGCUUUCUUUGGGAAGAUUGCCGCAAACGCAAGGUAUAUAGCAUGUGCCAUAAAUUGCAAAUUGUAUUCCAUUCUUGAUUAUUUCCUUUCCACAAAUUAAUCUUCUAAAGCAGCAAACGAUAAAAAAAAUUUAAGCAUAUGAAAUGGUGCUAUAUCUUACGUUGCACAGUUAUUCAUAUGGUACUGGUUUAAUCUCAAAUGCCUUUAUACUUGCUUUUAUGUGGUUGUGUUGUGGUGGAUGGAAUUAUUCUUCCAAAUCUGCAUGUCAGUGUAUAAUUUAUUCAUGCCAGAUUCACAUUACUUAUGAAACCCUGUCUGUAGAGACACACUUGUUUUUUUGGGGGGGGUACGAUCUAUUCAUUACAAUUUAAUCUAUAAUCUAUGAUCUAACAUUGAGAAAGAAGUAAAACAAGUGGUUUCCACUGGAAAGCAUAACCCAUAUAACAUACAUUUUAUUUUUAAAAAAACAUAGUUAUCAUGAACGAUACAGCGCACAAACUAUGAUCGAAACGUUGAAUAUUAAUCGAUUUAAAUAUUCCGAUUAAACAAAAAAUAGUUUUGUUCUCAAAACUAUAACUAUGAACUAUGCAUAUUUUUAUCGUAAGUUCCUCCCGAUCAAAAGAGUGUUUCUUUGUUAUGCUUUUUGAACGUCUUUUGAUUGUUAAAUCCAUAAUUAAUAUUUUUUGCAAAUAUUUUCGUCAACUUGUACUUCUUUGCAUCACCCUGUUGUACUGUCUUUUUCGAAUUGCAACCAUAAACGUCAAAACUUCUGCAAGCAACUGAAUCUCAACGAAAGAUGGACGACAUUUAACGAAGGGUAGCUGUCAGAAUAUCCCCAUAUGACGUACCAGUCGAUCUAGCGUUUUCAGAUAUGUUUCCCGUCUGUUGUUCAAUUGUUUGCGCUUGCUGUAAACAAACCAUAAGCUAUUGGUUUGUAUUUUUCAUUUAAUUUGAUUUCAAUAUCUAUUGCUCAAACUAUUAAACAUUGGUUCCAACUGAUACAAAACAUUUAUCUGACUGAUAAAACAAUCAUUUGUAUAACCUCGGAGUCUAAACGGCUCAGCACGAGAUAAUCACAAUCAGCCUGAAAAUGGACGCUAUGGAUGCGAAGGAAAUUCUCAACCAUUUGAACCAUUUGGGCUAUCGCAACAUUACUGCAGCACAGUUGAAAGAAUUUCAAAAAGAUUUGAAAAAACUUAUCCGGUAUGAUGCGAAGCCGUACAGCCAGAUGGACAGAGAAAAUGUGGAAAAUAAUACAGAACAAGGCAGCGUAUUCGAACGAUUGCAUGCUGAAACAACUGCAAGCUAUCAGGCAAAAAUGGCUAAAUCUUCAAAGCAUAGUCAGCGUGCUGCACCUAUAGAUAAGGAAAAUCAUUCCCCAAACCCUAGAACUGUUUCUACAGCAGUGAAGGACAACAGUGAAACUGUCUGUAAGAUGUGGAUAAGACCAAAAAGUUCUCACUCAACCAAACGAAGUGACCCAGUCGAACUGUACCAUUCGUACAAAAAAGAGUGGAAUAAAUUCAAACAGAACCUACCGGGCGAAAACGAUCAUUCCGAACUACGCUGGAGGAUCAGGAACAAGUUACUGGGGGAGUAAACAAAACGCUACAACCUGCUAUAUACGAUACUCGAAGACGAAAUAAAAAUGCUUUAUUUUUAUGAUUAUUAA